AUGCAUGCAUGUGCAUGCAUAUGCAUGCAGAUUAAAUUGGUCACGGUGGAGGGUUUUAUAAUCACCAAUCAGAAGCAACAGGUUCAGAGACAAGUGAGUACCAAGGUAACAACAGCAGGAACAACUCAUCAACAAUGUAUCAUUCCUGUCACAUCGUCUCAUCAAACUAUUUGCGCCAAAAGCAUCAGUCAAGAUCGUACGGAUGAAUUAUUGGGCACUAAUUCCAGUCGAUUGAAUAACAUCCGACUCGUGAAAAAAUUAGACAGUUAUUCUUUUCUUGAACAAAUAUCCUGUAGCAAAAACAGAAAAUUGAAACAUGGGACGAAGUGA
Molecule: messenger RNA, 330 nt
Organism: Brugia pahangi
Lineage: Eukaryota; Metazoa; Nematoda; Chromadorea; Rhabditida; Onchocercidae
Source: the annotation of a GenBank genome assembly